UCGGUCGGUCAGUUCGCCCCUUCAGCCUUCUUCACCCACAACUUCGUCUUACCGCAGCUGAGGAACAAGGGGGUUCAUGGUCACCAGGAAGCUCUUCAUUUAUUCUUACCUGGAUUAACUCGCAGGCGACAAUAUAUAUAUUUUUUUGUUUUUUUUCUUGUAUUCUUUUUCGUAACGGAGAGACUUUUUUUUUCACAGUCAGAAUGUUGUGGAAAUUAGCCGACAACGUGAAAUAUGAGGAUGACUGUGAGGAAAGGCACGACGGCAACAGCAAUGGGAACCCCCGGCUGCCUCACCUGCCAGCGGUCAGUCAACACCUCUACAGCCCGUCUCCCGCCCUCUCACACUCGGCCAGUUCGGACUUCCAGCCCCCGUACUUCCCUCCUCCCUACCAGCCUAUCUCCUACCCGCAGUCCAGUGACCCUUACUCCCACCUGGGCGACCCUUUCAACAUCAACUCCAUACACCAGUCGCCGUCGUCGAACCAGCAGCAGCCGUGGCCCGGCCGGCAGGGCCAGGAGGGGCUCGCAGCUCACGGGAGGAGCGGGCUGGCGAGUCAAAUCUUGGGCCUGGAGGGAGGCUCGUCCGGGAUGAGGAGGGAAGGGUUCCGCCGGCCGGAGCUGCUGCCCCCCCACGCGCACAGCAUAGAGUCGUCGGUUAUUGGGGAUAACAUGGGGAUGCACGACAUGGGGCACGGGCUGGAGGAUGUUCAACAUGUAGAUGACCACAGUAUUAUUGUGGCAGAUCAGACAGUCAUCAAAAAAGUAUUAGGACUACGAGGUGGCAGGAACCUUGAUCGCUUACAGAGGACUUAUUAUCAGGGGGGCAUUCUUGCGGGGCCUGUCACUCUUCCCAAAGGCAACGCGCUGGGUCUUCCCUUCCAGAAAGAGUCCCUGCUGGGCAUGGUAUCAAACCCCACAGAGGUCUUCUGUUCUGUACCUGGUCGUCUUUCCUUGCUGAGCUCCACCUCUAAAUACAAGGUUACCGUGGCUGAGGUCCAGAGACGUCUGUCACCCCCAGAGUGCCUCAACGCAUCGCUCCUGGGAGGAGUUUUACGCAGAGCCAAGUCAAAAAAUGGAGGUCGUUCUCUGAGAGAAAAGCUGGAUAAAAUUGGGCUCAACCUGCCUGCAGGAAGAAGGAAGGCAGCCAACGUCACUCUACUUACCUCACUAGUAGAAGGUGAAGCUGUUCAUUUAGCGAGAGACUUUGGCUAUGUGUGUGAGACAGAAUUCCCUGCAAAGGCAAUUGCUGAAUACCUGGGCAGGCCACACGUGGAACGCAACGAGGUUAACUCUCGCAAGAACAUGCUCCUUGCUGCCAAGCAAAUCUGCAAGGAGUUCACUGACCUGCUUACUCAGGACCGUUCACCUCUGGGAAACUCACGACCGGCGCCCAUCCUGGAGCCUGGAAUCCAAGGCUGCCUGACCCACUUCAGCCUCAUCAGUCAUGGCUUUGGCUCUCCAGCCAUCUGCGCCGCCAUGACCUCGCUUCAGAACUACCUGAAUGAGGCGCUCAAACAAGUGGACAAGAUGUACCUGAGCUCUGGUAGCGACACCCAGGGGUCCUCAGACAGUGGAAGCAAAUCUACCGACAAAAUGGACAAGCACAGGAAAUGAGAGCUGGAAAGAGAAUCCUUAUGAACUUGAGAACCCCCAAGUCCCUUAAUCUUGCCGCCCUGUCUGCCCUUUUUGGACUUUUUUUAAAAUCAAUAUUUAGUAUUGACAUUUUGAGAGCUGAAUUUGUGUGUCUGUGUGUGCUUGCACUGUUGAAUUUAUAUCAUAUUUUUUGAGGAUUUCUAAGAACUUGUCAGCCUGCAAUGGCACAUAUGGCGAACGCCUGUGAAUUGGUCCUGAUGGGAGCCCACCCUGUGAGGACAUAUUACACACCAUAGCUUAAUAACCACCAUGCAGUUCCAUACAGUUGCCAAUUUUAUGAUACUACAACCAUGGGACCUGCACUCUGUUGGCAAGAAGAGGAAAAGAACAAAGUGCAUACUGUUUUUUCUCCCUAGAGGACAUCAUUUCAAGAUGAGUUGGUGUGGCUGUGAAUUCCUCUCAGCUUUCCCCCCUCCUGCUCUGUCUGGAGGCAAAUCCACUGAUUUCCUGUGUCUCAAUGGACUUGCAAAGGACAAUUUUUAUAUGAGAAAGAGAGAGAAGAAAAUCCACUUCCUUUUCUUUUUUUUUGUGCUUGAUUUGUACAACCACUUCAAAAUGGCUCCAGUGUUAUUGUGCUUUGUUCAUGAGAGAUGAUUUGAAUCUUAUGUAGGCCUGAAUGAGAAAAGACAAUUUUUGGAUUGUCAGUCUGUGUUCAGUCAGAAACCAGAGACUUUAAAGUUGGUAUAAUAGAAGCCUCUUCAGUGUCCGUGUGGAUUACAGGCAUAGCAAUGCUUCCAUUGUUACUCUAUCUUUUAUUUUUGUGACCACAUUAGGUAUUCAUCAUCCUUAGUAUUUAAAAACCCCAAGUUGACAUCAACCUACCAACGAGUUCAGUCCUGCCAGAGUGUAUGUAUGUUGUGAGAAUGUGUGUAAAUGUACAUAUUCCUUUCUCUGAAAAUGUUUUUAAUUAGACAUUAAAUUCCAAACAUAGAAUUUUAUCCAGUGUCUUGUCCUGGAUGUAAAUAUUUUCUAAUUUAUGUUGUAAUUUAAUGGGCUUGUGUAAAUAAUGGUAUCACUCUGGUGUAUGGUUUCACUUUUUAUGAUGACGUGUUAAACUUUUAUAAAUGGGUUAGUUUUUUAUCGAGUAGAGGUUAGGAAGUGGGCAUGAUAUACUUUUUUGAAAUUAUGUAAAAAAAAAAAACAAAAAAAAAAACUGUUUAAGAGU
Molecule: messenger RNA, 2820 nt
Organism: Thunnus maccoyii (southern bluefin tuna)
Lineage: Eukaryota; Metazoa; Chordata; Actinopteri; Scombriformes; Scombridae
Gene: tfap2c
Product: transcription factor AP-2 gamma (activating enhancer binding protein 2 gamma)
Exons: 8
Coding region: 204-1616 (470 amino acids)
Biological process (GO): regulation of cell population proliferation; anatomical structure development; regulation of transcription by RNA polymerase II
Cellular component (GO): nucleus
Molecular function (GO): DNA-binding transcription factor activity, RNA polymerase II-specific; RNA polymerase II transcription regulatory region sequence-specific DNA binding
Source: RefSeq, a predicted model, not a curated record